Molecule: messenger RNA, 917 nt
Organism: Zea mays
Lineage: Eukaryota; Viridiplantae; Streptophyta; Magnoliopsida; Poales; Poaceae
Product: leucine-rich repeat protein 1
Exons: 8
Coding region: 52-795 (247 amino acids)
Source: RefSeq, a predicted model, not a curated record
UCUGGACCAUGCAUCUGUGUGGCUGUGGCAAACAGUUCUGAGGUCUGAGCAAUGGCGGCCGUCCAGUUUGCAGCAGCAGGAGUCCUCACCGGCCUUCUCGCUCUCGCAACACUUGCAAGCUGCAACACUGAUGGCGACAUACUGUACAAGCAGAGGCUGGCAUGGGAGGAUCCAAACAACGUGCUGCAGAGCUGGGAUCCAACCCUCGCCAAUCCCUGCACGUGGUUUCAUGUUACCUGCAACCUGAACAACUCCGUCAUCCGCGUGGAUUUGGGAAAGGCAGGCAUCUCCGGCCCCCUGCUUCCAGAUCUUGGAGCACUUGAGAGCCUCCAGUACAUGGAGCUGUUCGGCAACAGCCUGAACGGUUCGAUUCCGUCAACGCUGGGCAACCUGACUGAUCUCAUCAGCUUGGAUCUCUGGGACAACCUGCUUACCGGCCCAAUCCCAACUACGCUUGGUUCCAUCAGCACGCUGCGAUAUCUGAGGUUGUACGAGAACAACCUGACAGGGCCUAUACCACCAUCGUUUGGCAAUCUGACUAGCCUUCUGGAACUGAAGCUCCACAGGAAUUCGUUGAGCGGUUCGAUUCCGGCCUCCCUUGGCAACAUCAAAUCGCUGCAGUUCUUGAAAUUGAACGAGAAUAUGCUGACCGGCACGGUUCCAUUGGAAGUCCUCUCCCUUGUCGUUGUUGGCAACCUGACCGAGCUAAAUAUUGCAAGAAACAACCUCGAUGGCACUGUGAGAUCAUCCGGACUUAGAGUGACUGCGGUUAUCCAGGACAUGAGGAUUGCAUGAUGGCUUGAAGAGUCCUGGAUCAAGGCUUUGUUUUAAUUUGCUUCAUGUUUUAAUUUGCUUCAUGUAGACACUGCAAAUAAAUGAAUAAUUGCAAUGGGAUACAUUGGCCUAGAUUAUUCAAU